Bufo gargarizans (Asiatic toad) is the source of this 1215-nucleotide messenger RNA. RefSeq names its product methionine aminopeptidase 1-like. Gene Ontology annotation, biological process: proteolysis. The transcript has a single exon. Bases 27 to 1175 code for a protein of 382 amino acids. NCBI's taxonomy places the organism in Eukaryota, Metazoa, Chordata, Amphibia, Anura, Bufonidae. Gene Ontology annotation, molecular function: metalloaminopeptidase activity. The record is from RefSeq and is a predicted model, not a curated record.
GUCCUGUGGGUGCUGCCUGGUGAAGCAUGGUGGCGGUGGAGAGAAGAGUGUGUGAGACGGAGCACUGCACCAGCGAGGCCAAGCUGCAAUGCCCGACCUGCCUCAAGCUGGGCAUCCAUGGCUCGUACUUCUGCUCGCAGGAAUGUUUCAGGGGAAGCUGGGCAUCGCACAAGAUGCUGCACAAGAAAGCAAAUGAGAGAGUCAAAAGUCAAGAUUCACCAUGGACAAUGGAAGGAGAAAUCAAUACCGAUCCUUGGCUAGGCUAUCGGUAUACUGGAAAACUCAGGCCAUACUAUCCAUUGAUGCCAAUGAGACCAGUACCAAGCUACAUACAAAGGCCAGAUUAUGCAGAUCACCCUUUAGGAAUGUCACAAUCUGAACAAUCCUUGAAGGGAACCUCCCAAAUUAAAGUGCUUUCUCCCGAAGAAAUUGAGGGAAUGCGUGUUGUAUGUAAGCUAGCUAGAGAAGUGCUGGAUGUGGCUGCUAUGAUGGUGAGGGCUGGAGUCACUACUGAAGAGAUAGACCAUGCUGUACAUUUGGCGUGCAUUUCAAGAAAUUGCUACCCUUCCCCACUGAAUUAUUAUAACUUCCCAAAGUCCUGCUAUACAUCUGUGAAUGAAGUGAUCUGCCAUGGGAUUCCAGACAGGAGACCUCUGCAAGAUGGAGACAUUGUGAAUGUGGACAUUACGGUUUACCACAAUGGUUACCAUGGAGAUCUUAAUGAAUCCUUUUAUGUUGGAAAAGUUGAUGAGGGCGCAAUACGGCUUGUUCAGACAACUUUCAAGUGUCUAAUGCAAGAAAUUGAUGAAGUGAAGCCUGGUGUUCGGUACAGAGAACUAGGAAACAUUAUUCAGAAACAUGCCAAUGGCUUCUCUGUUGUUCGAAGCUACUGUGGACAUGGCAUUCACAGGUUAUUCCAUACUGCUCCCAAUGUGCCACACUAUGCCAAAAACAAGGCUGUCUGCGUGGUGAAACCAGGGCAUGUGUUCACAAUCGAGCCAAUGAUCUGUGAAGGAGGAUGGCAAGAUGAGACCUGGCCAGAUGGUUGGACUGCAGUGACAAGAGAUGGAAAACGUUCAGCUCAGUUUGAGCACACUCUUUUAGUCACAGAGACUGGCUGCGAGAUCUUGACCAGGAGAUUGGAACACAAUGGACGUCCUCAUUUUAUGUUUUAGCAUCCCCCUUGUCGUCUUAAUUAGUUGAUAGAAAUGGUGU